CCUGCUUUGCUAAUCUUCUCUCCCACAAGAUUGUUUCUUCUGUGUUUGUGUUGGGAGCUCAAGAGUAUCUGCAAUGGCGACAUCUUCCGAUGGGCUAUUCGACGACAUGAACAUGUUGGGAGUGAUCGGAUAUGUGUUGGAGCAAACCAGAUUCAUCUUUCUCGUACCGAUUCUGAAACUUCUGGUGAAUCUAUGUCAGGUUAUCUCUCUGUUGUUGUUCAUAGAUGCAGCUUAUAUGGCUAUAGUUGUAGCCAUUGUCAAAUUAAGUGGACGAGCACCAAAGAAAGUUCUCAAAUGGGAAUCCUUUAAGAGCGAUGACGUCGAGCUAGCUCCUUCCAGCAAUCAUCCAAUGGUUCUCAUCCAAAUCCCAAUCUUCAACGAAAAAGAGGUAUGUCAACUUUCGAUAGGAGCGGUUUGCAAGCUAAAAUGGCCAUUGGAUAGGAUGAUUGUACAAGUGCUUGAUGACUCAACUGAUCCACACAGUAAGGAACUGGUUAGAUUGGAGUGUAAUAAAUGGGAGAGUGAAGGUAUAAAAAUAAAGUCUGAGGUUAGAGACAGUCGAAACGGGUACAAAGCUGGAGCUCUCACUGCAGGAAUGAAACAUAGUUAUGUGGAGGGAUGCGAGUUUGUCGUUAUAUUCGAUGCAGAUUUUCAGCCUGAACCUGAUUUUCUUCAACGUACUGUUCCUUUUCUUGCUCACAACUCUGAGAUAGCUCUUGUACAGGCCGGCUGGAAAUACGUGAAUGCUGAUGAGUGUUGUAUGACAAGAAUACAAGAGAUGUCUCUUAACUACCAUUUUGCGGUGGAGCAAAAGUCUGGAUCCUCCUUACAUGGGUUCUUUGGAUUCAACGGUACUGCUGGUGUGUGGAGAAUUUCAGCUUUGAGUGAGGCUGGUGGAUGGCAAGACCGCACGAUUGUCGAGGACAUGGAUUUAGCAGUUAGGGCUUAUUUAAACGGCUGGAAGUUUGUGUUUGUUGACGACGUUAAGGUGAACAAUGAGCUGCCGAGCUCAUUUAGAGCAUAUCGGUUUCAGCAACAUCGUUGGUCUUGCGGUCCAGCGAACCUCUUCAAGAAAAUGGCCAUGGAGAUUAUCCAAAAGGAAAAAGUGUCUUUAUGGAAGAAGGCGUAUUUGAUAUACAAUUUCUUCUUUGUGAGGAAGAUUGUAGUACACAUCUUCACAUUCGUCUUCUACUGUCUGAUUUUGCCUGCUACGGUUAUAUUCCCGGAAAUAGAAGUACCUAAAUGGACAACUAUCUACAUUCCAGCUACCAUCACUAUCCUAAAUGCUAUCGCAACACCAAAAUCAUUCUACCUCAUAUUGUAUUGGAUCUUGUUCGAGAACGUAAUGGCGAUGCAUAGGAGUAAGGGAACACUCAUUGGACUGCUAGAGACUAGUAGAGUUAAGGAAUGGGUUGUGACACAGAAACUAGGAGAGAGUAAUGCUCUCAGGCAAAACCUCAUUCCUCACUAUAGCUUCCCCGAAAGAAUCCGAUGGCGAGAGAUAAUGGUUGGGAUGUAUCUAUUCAUAUGUGGAUACUACGACUUUGUGUUCGGGAAGACAUACCUUUAUGUAUACCUUUUCUUGCAGUCCAUUGCUUUCUUUGUUGUUGGAGUUGGCUACAUUGGUAUGUCGGUACCGAGUUGAUCACCGGUGACACGUUUAACUUCUUCUUCUUCUCCUCCUCCUACACAUUCAUUCUUUCAAAAUGGUUCGAUUGUAUAGAGAUUUAAAGAUGUUGUUAGACAUAGAGCUCUUCUUGCGUACACGAGAAGUCAUCUCCAAACUGAUAAAUUGGAUAGUGAGU
This is a messenger RNA of Eutrema salsugineum, 1805 nucleotides long. RefSeq names its product probable mannan synthase 14. Gene Ontology annotation, molecular function: mannan synthase activity. Gene Ontology annotation, cellular component: Golgi apparatus. The transcript has 8 exons. NCBI's taxonomy places the organism in Eukaryota, Viridiplantae, Streptophyta, Magnoliopsida, Brassicales, Brassicaceae. The record is from RefSeq and is a predicted model, not a curated record. The coding region runs from base 74 to 1645 and encodes 523 amino acids.